This is a messenger RNA of Arachis stenosperma, 1545 nucleotides long. Its product is annotated as nuclear pore complex protein NUP54. The coding region runs from base 243 to 1412 and encodes 389 amino acids. Gene Ontology annotation, cellular component: nuclear pore; nuclear pore central transport channel. The record is from RefSeq and is a predicted model, not a curated record. Gene Ontology annotation, molecular function: structural constituent of nuclear pore. The transcript has 9 exons. NCBI's taxonomy places the organism in Eukaryota, Viridiplantae, Streptophyta, Magnoliopsida, Fabales, Fabaceae. Gene Ontology annotation, biological process: NLS-bearing protein import into nucleus; nuclear pore organization; protein localization to nuclear inner membrane.
UGCGCGUGACGGUGUGAGGAGAGAGGAAAGAAAACUCGCACUAAUUUGUUGGCGCCGUUGGAGUCCGUUCAAACAAAGUGCAGACUCUCAAACACUCUCUUUACUCUCUCACUCUUUUCGUCGAACACUUGGAGUGCGAAUUCAACUCCAACUGGGAAAGGACAUAUUUUCCCUCCGAAUUCAGACACCGCCACAACAACUACUUCGUUACCCAUCGAUCUCUUAGAUUAUCAGCAACCAAAAUGUUCGGGGCUUCUUCUCCUGCAUUCGGCACCCCAAAUUCAACACCUGCAUUCGGUGCACCUUCCUCAACCCCAGCGUUCGGAACUCCUUCUUCUGCCCCAGUCUUCGGUACCCCUUCUUCUGCCCCAGUCUUCGGUACCCCGUCUUCAACCCCUGCGUUUGGAACUCCUUCCACGCCUUCAUUCGCUACCGGAUUCGGCUCUUCGCUAUUCUCAACCCCUUUUUCCUCUCAACCACAGCAGCAGACACCUUCGCUGUUUCAGCAACCGGCUUCCACUGGGUUCGGUUUUCAGUCCAAUUUUGGAGCACCGCAGCCACAAACACCGGCACAGCCUACACCAUUUCCGAAUGCUCAGUUGACUACCCAGAUGGCCAAUGUGGCUCCUGUUCCCUUCUCUCUCGCCGAUCGGGAUAUUCAAACAAUCGUUGAUUCUUACAAGGAUGAACCUACAAAUCUUAAGUAUGCUUUUAAGCAUUUGUUGUUCAGUGUAACGGAUCCACAGUUUAGGGUUAAGCCUGCUGGUGUUUCAGACAUCAUGUGGGCUGAGGCUAUGGGGAAGCUUGAGGGAAUGGAAAGUGCUGAUAGAGAACGCCUGUGGCCCCAACUUGUUCAGGGUUUUAAGGAUCUUUCACAACGCCUUAAGAUCCAAGAUGAAGUCAUUGUUUCAGACGCAGAGAGAUUACGUAUAACCCAAAGCAACGUUAAAAUGCUCCAAAGACAUUUUCAAGCUGAGACUCUUCCUCGGACUCAAAGAAUGAAACAGAAGGAACAAAUUCUCCAGCGGCGCCUUUUAAGAGUCAUGAGAAUAGUGGAGGCAUUGGAGGGGAAAGGCUGUCGCAUCCCCCUGACAAAAGGAGAAGCUGAACUCGCUGAGAAAUUAGCCACAAUUACCCGGCAGCUGAGAGGAUCUGGAGCUGAUCUGUCUAGAAGGGUACAAAACCUUCUAACAGUAUCUCGUGUUCAGGCAAACUCGAUGGGAUUUGGUGGCUCUGUUUAUCUUCCAGGAUCAGCCAAGAUUCAUGAUCAAAGUCUUGCUGACCUGCAGGAGGUUUUGCAGCAGCAGACGGAGGCCAUAGGAAGACUUGGCAGUGUUCUGAAGCGAGAUAUAAGGGAUAUGGAAAUUAUGAUGGCUGAGGAUACAGCAACUGAAAAUGGGAAUUCAUUCUGAGCUUCCUAUGUAUACUUCUAAAUGAUAGUGCUGGUUUUGCUUGUAUUUUGUUUCUGUCCAUCUGUUAUAGCUGAACAAAGACAUCGUUGGUAAAUCAUGGAAGUAAAUUGGGCAUCGUUUGCCUUGUUCGCUA